CACAAUCGCGUGCUCUAUCCGCUCUGGGCGGUUGGGCCUCAGUUUCCUGAGGGGGCGGAGCAGUCCCUCCCCGCCGCCCGCUGCGCUGACCCUGCCUCUCCUCCCCGCAGCACAACGUCCCAGGCCGCCGCGGUCUCCCCAGAACGAUGCCGCUGCCCGACACCAUGUUCUGCGCGCAGCAGAUCCACAUCCCCCCGGAGCUGCCGGACAUCCUCAAGCAGUUCACCAAGGCUGCCAUCCGUACGCAGCCGGCGGACGUGCUGCAGUGGUCGGCGGGGUAUUUUUCAGCCCUGUCCAGAGGAGACCCACUUCCUGUAAAGGACAGAAUUGAAAUGCCUGUGGCCACACAGAAGACUGACACAGGCCUGACCCAGGGACUCCUGAAAGUCCUGCACAAGCAGUGUAGCCACAAGCAAUAUGUGGAGUUAGCAGAUCUUGAGAAGAAGUGGAAAAAUUUGUGCCUGCCAGUAGAAAAGCUCAGAACGAUCCUGGAGCUGGAUCCAUGUGAGGACAAAAUAGAGUGGAUCAAGUUUUUAGCGCUCGGAUGCAGCUCCCUGGGCAGGACCCUGAACACGGCCAUGAAGAACGUGUGUGAGAUCCUCACCUCUGACCCGGAGGGCGGGCCUGCUCGCAUCCCCUUUGAAACCUUUGCCUAUGUUUACCAGUACUUGUCUGGACUGGACCCAGAACUCCCGGCCGUGGAGACCGAGAACUAUCUUACCAGUUUAAGACUGAUGUCAGAAUCUAGAAAGAAUGGCAUGAUAGGACUUUCGGACUUCUUCGUUGGAAAAAAGAUAAUAUAGAAAGCCUUGAAGAGAAAGCUCUGGAAGCAGAGCAUUGAUACUUGUUUAAUGUUGAAGCCAUGCUUAGGAGAAACCUUGGCGCCAAAUACAGCUUGUCAUUACCUGUG
Molecule: messenger RNA, 910 nt
Organism: Mus musculus (house mouse)
Lineage: Eukaryota; Metazoa; Chordata; Mammalia; Rodentia; Muridae
Gene: Ropn1l
Product: ropporin 1-like
Exons: 5
Coding region: 147-803 (218 amino acids)
Biological process (GO): flagellated sperm motility; sperm capacitation
Cellular component (GO): extracellular region; motile cilium; cytoplasm
Molecular function (GO): identical protein binding
Source: RefSeq, marked validated